This is a messenger RNA of Globicephala melas (long-finned pilot whale), 3313 nucleotides long. RefSeq names its product RNA binding motif protein 15 (gene RBM15). Gene Ontology annotation, cellular component: nucleus. Lineage: Eukaryota; Metazoa; Chordata; Mammalia; Artiodactyla; Delphinidae. Gene Ontology annotation, biological process: regulation of alternative mRNA splicing, via spliceosome. Gene Ontology annotation, molecular function: mRNA binding. The record is from RefSeq and is a predicted model, not a curated record.
AUGAAGACUGCGGGGCGGGAACCUCUGCCGCGGCGGAGUCCAAGAUGGCGGCGUGCGGUUCCGCUGUGUGAAACGAGCGCGGGGCGGCGGGUUAGUCAGUUUCGCGGAGAAGACCUCCGACGACCCGCUACAAUGAAGGGAAAAGAGCGCUCCCCAGUCAAGCCGAAACGCUCCCGUGGUGGUGAGGACUCGACUCCCCGCGGGGAGCGGAGCAAGAAGUUAGGGGGCUCUGGUGGCAGCAAUGGGAGCAGCAGUGGAAAGACCGACGGCGGCGGCGGGUCGCGGCGCAGCCUUCAUCUGGACAAGUCUAGCAGCCGAGGUGGUAGCCGCGAGUACGACACCGGUGGGGGCAGCUCCAGUAGCCGCUUGCAUAGUUACAGCUCCCCAAGCACCAAAAAUUCCUCGGGCGGGGGCGAGUCGCGCAGCAGCUCCCGGGGUGGAGGCGGGGAGUCACGUUCCUCUGGGGCCGCCUCUUCAGCUCCUGGCGGCGGGGACGGCGGGGAAUACAAGACAUUGAAGAUAAGCGAGUUGGGGUCUCAGCUGAGUGACGAAGCGGUGGAGGACGGACUGUUUCACGAGUUCAAACGCUUCGGUGAUGUAAGUGUCAAAAUCAGUCAUCUCUCGGGUUCUGGCAGCGGGGAUGAGCGAGUAGCCUUUGUGAACUUCCGGCGGCCAGAGGACGCGCGGGCGGCCAAGCAUGCCAGAGGCCGUCUAGUGCUCUAUGACCGGCCCCUGAAGAUAGAAGCUGUGUAUGUGAGCCGGCGCCGCAGCCGCUCCCCUUUAGACAAAGAUUCUUAUCCUCCGUCAGCCAGUGUUGUCGGGUCCUCUGUAGGUGGUCACCGGCACCCCCCUGGAGGAGGUGGUGGAGGCCAGAGAUCACUUUCCCCUGGUGGCGCAGCCUUGGGAUACAGAGACUACCGGUUGCAGCAGUUGGCUCUUGGCCGCCUGCCCCCUCCACCUCCGCCACCAUUGCCCCGAGACCUGGAGAGGGAGCGAGACUACUCGUUCUAUGAGAGAGUACGCCCAGCCUACAGUCUGGAGCCAAGGGUGGGAGCUGGAGCAGGUGCUGCUCCUUUCAGAGAAGUGGAUGAGAUCUCACCCGAGGAUGAUCAGCGCGCUAACCGGACGCUUUUCUUGGGCAACCUAGACAUCACUGUGACAGAGAGUGAUCUAAGAAGGGCUUUUGAUCGUUUCGGAGUCAUCACAGAAGUAGAUAUCAAGAGGCCUUCUCGGGGCCAGACCAGUACCUAUGGUUUUCUCAAAUUUGAGAACCUAGACAUGUCUCACCGGGCCAAACUAGCAAUGUCUGGCAAAAUUAUAAUUCGGAAUCCUAUAAAAAUUGGUUAUGGCAAAGCUACACCCACCACCCGCCUCUGGGUAGGUGGCCUGGGUCCUUGGGUGCCUCUUGCUGCCCUGGCACGGGAGUUUGACCGAUUUGGCACCAUACGCACCAUUGACUACCGCAAAGGUGAUAGUUGGGCGUAUAUCCAGUACGAAAGCCUGGAUGCAGCUCAUGCUGCCUGGACCCAUAUGCGGGGCUUCCCACUUGGUGGCCCAGAUCGUCGCCUUAGAGUAGACUUUGCAGACACAGAACAUCGUUACCAGCAGCAAUAUCUGCAGCCUCUGCCCUUAACUCAUUAUGAACUGGUGACAGAUGCUUUUGGACACCGGGCACCUGACCCUUUGAGGGGUGCUCGGGACAGGACACCACCGUUACUAUACAGAGAUCGUGAUAGGGACCUUUAUCCUGACUCCGAUUGGGUGCCACCGCUGCCCCCAGUUCGUGAACGCCCCACUCGGACUGCAGCUACUGCUGUGCCUGCUUAUGAGCCACUGGAUAGCUUGGAUCGCAGGCGGGAUGGCUGGUCCUUGGACCGGGACAGAGGUGAUCGAGAUCUGCCCAGCAGCAGAGACCAACCUAGGAAGCGAAGGCUGCCUGAGGAGAGCGGGGGACGGCAUCUGGAUAGGUCCCCGGAGAGUGACCGUCCACGAAAACGUCAUUGUGCACCUUCUCCUGACCGCAGUCCAGAAUUGAGCAGUAGCCGGGAUCGCUACAACAGUGACAAUGAUCGAUCUUCCCGUCUUCUCUUGGAAAGGCCCUCUCCAAUCAGAGACCGGCGAGGUAGUUUGGAGAAGAGCCAGGGUGACAAGCGAGACCGUAAAAACUCUGCAUCAGCUGAACGGGAUAGGAAGCACCGGACAGCUGCUUCCACUGAGGGAAAAAGCCCUCUGAAAAAAGAAGACCGGUCUGAUGGGAGUGCACCCAGCACCAGCACUGCUUCAUCGAAGCUGAAGUCCCCUUCCCAGAAACAGGAUGGUGGGACAGCCCCUGCAGCAGCAGCCUCUCCCAAACUCUGUUUGGCCUGGCAGGGCAUGCUUCUGUUGAAGAACAGCAACUUUCCUUCCAACAUGCAUCUGUUGCAGGGUGACCUCCAGGUGGCUAGUAGUCUUCUUGUGGAGGGCUCAACUGGAGGCAAAGUGGCCCAGCUCAAAAUCACUCAGCGUCUUCGUUUGGACCAGCCCAAGUUGGAUGAAGUAACUCGACGCAUCAACGUGGCAGGGCCCAAUGGUUAUGCUAUUCUUCUGGCUGUGCCUGGAAGUUCUGAUAGCAGGUCCUCCUCUUCUUCAGCCACCUCAGACACUGCCACCUCUACUCAGAGGCCACUUAGGAACCUCGUGUCCUAUUUAAAGCAAAAGCAGGCCGCCGGGGUGAUCAGCCUCCCUGUGGGGGGCAACAAAGACAAGGAAAACACCGGAGUCCUUCAUGCCUUCCCACCCUGUGAGUUCUCCCAGCAGUUCCUGGAUUCCCCUGCCAAGGCACUGGCCAAAUCUGAAGAAGAUUACCUGGUCAUGAUCAUUGUCCGUGCAAAACUGGUGAACAACGGAUGAAGAUACGGAAUUCAAAGCUCUAAUGGACCUUUUUGAAGAGAAGUUGUGGCUUAUGUGGAGUUUACAUGGGCCUCUUGAUGGAAGAAAGCUAAUCUGUUUAGUAUUUGUGCAUUUUACUAAAAUGGCAGCUUAAAGUUGUGUAUCUGCUAUUGUGAUGCCAAUGCCGGUGUUUUAAGUGGAAAAAAAAUGACCUUGCUUUGUGCUGUGUACACAAGAUUUCUGGAAAAGAAAAACCCUUUUUAUGGCUCACACAGCUUAAAAGUAGCUGUCACUCAAACGUGCGCUCACAGUUGAGCUGCUUUUGUUUUAUUCUAAAUAAAUUGUUUCUUUUGAGGAAAAUGUUUUUCUGCCUGGAAGUGAAUUGACGGCAAACCUUUGACCCCUUUGUUUGCAGCUGAGGGGGUACUUGCUGCUGCUCAGAUCU